AUGACAACACCAAAUGGAUUAGGUAAUUCAAUUGAAAAUAUGUUAUCUUUAUCAUCAGGGGAUACAUUAACACAACAAUUUAUAAGCUCACCACCACUAAAUAAUUCAACUGAUGAAUUUUUAGAUUAUUCCGAGCAUGAAAGGUCAGAAAUGUCGGUUAGCAAUAACCUAUGGUACAAAGAAGCAAUUUUUUAUGAAGUUUAUGUUAGGGCAUUUUGUGAUAUUGAAGGAACUGGUAAUGGUGGUAUUUCAGGUAUUACAAAUAAAUUGGAUUAUUUGCAUACACUAGGUGUUGAUUGUAUUUGGUUAUUACCAAUUUACCCUUCACCUUUAAAAGAUGAUGGAUAUGAUAUUUCAGAUUAUUGUGAUAUUCACCCAGAUUAUGGUACAUUGAAUGAUUUUAAAAUUUUAGUUAAAGCAGUUCAUGAAAGAAAUAUGAAGAUCAUUGCUGAUUUCAUUCCAAAUCAUUGUUCAGAUAAACAUAAAUGGUUUCAAUCUGCAAGAUUAUCAAGAGAUUCACCAUAUAGAGAUUAUUUCGUUUGGUCUGAUUCCCCACAAAAAUAUAAAGAUGCAAGAAUCAUUUUUUUAGAUGUUGAACAAUCAAAUUGGACAUGGGAUGAAGCAGCAGGACAAUAUUAUUGGCAUAGAUUUUAUAAAGAACAACCAGAUCUUAAUUUUGAUAAUCCAAAAGUUCAACAAGAAAUGUUAAAUAUUAUAGAUUUUUGGUUAAAUUUAGGUAUUGAUGGUUUUAGAGUUGAUGCUGUACCAUAUCUUUUUGAAAGAGAAGGAACAUCAUGUGAAAAUUUACCAGAAACUCAUGAAUUUUUAAAAAAGAUGAGAAAAUUUAUUGAUGAUAAAUAUCCAGGUAGAAUUAUAUUAGCAGAAGCAUGUCAAAUGCCAGAUGAGGUUAGAAAAUAUUUUGGAGAUGGUGAUGAAUUUCAUAUGGGAUUUCAUUUUCCAGUUAUGCCAAGAAUAUAUAUGUCAAUUAUGAGAAGUAAGAGUGAAUGUUUACGUAGUAUUAUGGAGAAUACACCAGAGAUACCAAAUACAUGUCAAUGGGUAACCUUUUUAAGAAAUCAUGAUGAAUUGACAUUGGAAAUGGUUACAAAGGAUGAGCGUAAAGAAAUGUGGGAUUUCUAUGCACCAGUACCAAGAAUGAGAAUUAAUUUAGGUAUACGUAGACGUUUGGCACCAUUGAUGGGUGGUGAUCAAAGAAAGAUCGAGUUAGCCUAUUCUCUAUUGUUUACAUUACCAGGCUCACCAAUCAUUUACUAUGGCGAUGAAAUUUGUAUGGGUGAUAAUAUUUGGUUAGAAGAUCGUCAUGGUGUACGUACUCCAAUGCAAUGGUCUGAUCAACCACCCAAUGGUGGUUUCUCAACUUCAAAUAAACUCUAUGCACCAGUUAUCGAUGAUCCCGAAUAUGGCUAUCAAAAAGUGAAUGUUGUUGAAUCUGAAAAAGAUCCAUCUUCACUCUAUCAAGUAAUUCGUCAAAUGAUUCAAAGAAGAAGAAAACAUCUCUCAUUUGGUCAUGGUUCAUUCCAAUGGGUAAACUCUGAUAAUCCACAUAUUGCUUCCUAUAUGAGAAUUUGUGGUAUUGAUAGAAUGUUUAUUGUUCAAAAUCUUUCUGAUCAAGUUCAAAAAGUUACUUUACAUACUCAUGCUACUCCAGUUUUACCAUCAUUAUCAACUCAUCAAUCUUCAAUUUGUGGUGGUGGUGGAUCACUUCAUCGUAGAACUGCUAGUAAUAGUGGUGAUGGUAUUGCAAGUGGUAUUGGUUCAAGAAUUGGCGGUACAAAUACUAGUGGUGGUGGUGGUGGUGGUAAUAAUGAUGGAAUUUCAAAUAUUACAAGUAAUUUUGGUAAUACUUUAACAGUUGAUGGUGCAGGUGGUAAUUUAUCAGGUUCAAAAGUUACACCAAUUCCAACUAGAAAAGUUCAUACUCAUUAUCAACAAUCAAAUAUAAAUAGACAACAACAUCUUCAACCUUUAACAACCAAAGAAGAAUAUGAAGCAUCAAAAGAUACUAAACAACCAUUUGUUUCAUUUUUAAAUGUUGAAACUGCUUCCUAUGAUGAACAAUCACAUUAUUUAAUAGAUAUUUUAACAGAUUAUCAAGUGAUGGUAGAUCAAAAAGGUUAUGUUACAAUGGAUUUAGAACCAUACCAAUUCUUUUGGUUCUCAAUGGGUGAAAUUACAACUUUAAUGGGUGAUGGUUCAAAAUCACGUGAUCUUAGAAGAAAAUCAAUUCAAAUUAAUGAUCCAAUUAAUUUACAUCAUAGAAAUUCUCAUUUUGCUGAUCCAAUUGAUGAAUAA
Molecule: messenger RNA, 2313 nt
Organism: Dictyostelium discoideum AX4
Lineage: Eukaryota; Evosea; Eumycetozoa; Dictyosteliales; Dictyosteliaceae
Exons: 5
Coding region: 1-2313 (770 amino acids)
Biological process (GO): carbohydrate metabolic process
Molecular function (GO): catalytic activity; maltose alpha-D-glucosyltransferase activity
Source: RefSeq, a predicted model, not a curated record